CACACUUGACAAAAACAAACGAUACCCGAAAUACCACCACGCCUCGGCCCUCUCUCACGUGGAAUACUACCUUGGUAUUUCCUAACGUCAAACACAUACCAAUUGUUAAUCCUUAGCCGGAUCCUCGGAGGGACACAAUCCUCAGUCCUCAGCUUCCUCGUCGGAUUUCUACUCCCAUGUCGACGUCUCAUUGCCCACUAUGACCACUCCGGUCCUUACCAUGUAUGAGACAUACCACAACUCGAGGAAUGUCAUCCCGCAGGUUACCUAGCAACUCCCAUCGGAAUGUGUUCCCAUCGCUGCCAUGCCAUGUGCGAGUCUGCGAGACACUUGACUAUAAUACAAUACCCUACCCCUCCACUUCCAUUCAUGAUCGAAUGGACUUGAGGUUUAGAAAUCAGCACUGAACACUUUCCCAUCAUAUCAUUGUCACCCUCUCGCCAUGCCUUUCACUACCACUAUUACUGUCUUUCUCGGUCUUCUGGCGGCUGUGGAAGGCUCCUCUGGAGGGACUGCUCGGAGCCAAGCUGGGUCAAGUUUGGGCUUGGCUCGCGCUUGGGACGAGGCUCCAUUGGCUGGCAUCGACCCCAAUACUCAUCAUAACAGCAUCGAGAACGAUGUGUUGCGCAGGCUUCACAGCGACGACCGCCCUAUCCACUCAGGCCGUCUGGUUACACGGGCUGAGAUCUCGGUGUCCGAAGCAGAUUUUCUGCAGCUUAUUGGCGACGUGGAAGACAUCCGCGAUCGACUUUUCGAGAUGCUCAACACGGGUCGAGCUCCCGGCGCGGGUUCCAGCGAGGGUCCAGACGUCGGCUCGCCACCCACAGAUGAUCAAAAUCUCCCGGGAGGCGGCUGGCCACAACUCGAUGAUCCGCCGCGUGACGGGCUCACAGCAACAGCUGAAGAGACGCCCGCGUCCAGCCCCCCACCUCCGUCACAAACCUCGAGUGCUCAAGACCUCACCGUCCUGCUACCAAGUGUGAGUCCCACCCCGACCCCUCAGUUGCUAACCACGACUAUGCCAGAUCCUCCCGGCCCCAUCGAGGCAGAACCUACAAGCUCGAUCGGUGCAGUGACAGUGACGGCAGUGACUGUGCCGACGGGCGACCCAUUCGACAACGACACGGACGGAGACGAGUUUGGUGAAGAGUUGACUACCGUGGUGGCAACAAUGACAUCCGACAUCGACUGCACAGCUACCAUCACGCACACCUUCACCGAGUUUCUCUACAACGGACCGUCCACACUUGCAACGUCUCUGCGUGUACUAAGCGAGUCGUUCGACGGCGACGGCGACGGUGCGUCCUCGACGGAAAGCGUGGCCGUGACCGAGUUCCCGGAAGACGACAACCUGGUGCCGUUCGACUUUGGCGACGAACGCGAGCCAGGGCGGCCGAUCGCUUCCUCGACGGCCCUCGAGGAUCUCUGGGAGGCAGCGGCCCCGACCAUUACAGAGCCGCCGCCUACCUCGAGCGAGACCACCGACCUCCUGGGAGAUCAAGUGCAGAGUGUUGAGGAGCUCCCCGAGCCGAGCGGGAGCCAGGAGUCGCCGCCGGCCCUUGACCAGGACGGCAAUGGCCCGCCGGAAGAAACCCCGUCGCUUAUGACGUUGCGGCUCCCCGGAGAAGGAUCGACUUCUAUCGUUUGGCGGACGAUUUCUUUGCCCGUUCCGCAGAAUCAGAAUCGGGUGGCAUGGUAGGUACCGGGCACAUCCGAGAUUGAGAGUGCCUUGGGCCGCCAACCAGAAGGGCAACAGCUAAUCGAGGCGUGCGUCCGUGCAGACGGCGAUGAGUUCAGGGCAACGAAAUUGAAGGAGUAACGAGACAAAAGGAUGGAAGCAGGGGA
Sodiomyces alkalinus F11 is the source of this 1845-nucleotide messenger RNA. RefSeq lists its product as hypothetical. The transcript has a single exon. The coding region runs from base 443 to 1699 and encodes 418 amino acids. Lineage: Eukaryota; Fungi; Ascomycota; Sordariomycetes; Glomerellales; Plectosphaerellaceae. The record is from RefSeq and is a predicted model, not a curated record.